UUUUCAGGCUGAGAAAAUAAUACAGCAAUAAAUCCGGUAGAGCUAUAGACUUGGAGCCUCACAGCUCAAUCCCAGACUACUACUGAAAGGCUGAUGUACAAUGAGAGGAGUUGCCUAAAUCCCGAAGAGGAAAACUCUAUGUAAAACAGGCUUAGAAGAGUCAUUUUCAACCUCAAAAUUUGAACAAAUAAAGUUUACCGUGGAAAUGACAUCACAAAGAGCCACGGGAACUAAAAGAAAGGCUGACGAGGAUGAGGUGAACGCCUUAUCCACCUCCCAAGGCGUUAGACCAAAGAGACGACGAAAUGGUUCCAAUAACGGGACUGGCAGAAUACCUCAUAAUAAUGGUGGGCAGCUUCAUCUGGACGAGUCUGACAGGAAUGUGGGUGAAAAUGCUCCUUCAUUUUUAUACCGGUACCAGCCCGGACACACCCCUCCUCCCGUACAAGUCCAAGAUGGUCUAAGCGACGAAGAAAAUGUUUUAAAUAUAGAAGAUGGUCUGAGGUUAAGAGAGGUCGUAGACGAGAGCGAAGCAGAACGCCAAGGCCAAAACCCGGGCAAUGGUGAGGACACGCGGGAGAGAGCACUUUUAGAAAAUGGGAACAAUAAUGAGGAUGUUGAGCGAAGAUUGGAAGAAGAUGUUUAUUAUGAUAUACAAAGUAAAAGGGCCCGUCAUGACUGAAAGCGUAUUUGGGUUCACGAAACAGCUAUAGCCCCAAGAUUGGUCUUUACACUUAAGUCAACAAUUUGUACUUGAUAAGUUCAAGAUAAACUUACAGUGGUCCACUGAAAUAAACUAAAUUAUUACAGACACAAUAUUUUUAUUGGGCCAGUACUGAUUUAUUGUCGCUGUAUUGUUGUGUUAAAGAGUUCAAAACAUCGGUCUUAAAGAUCAGACCACAGAUAUAGUUCUUGUGAGGCAGACCCUUACUUGAUGUUGCUAUGGCAACCACACGUCUGAUCGCACCCAACAUCGUCAACGACUGAAAAUGCGAACAAGAGAGGGAUUGUGAUAAGAAACUAUGACUUUACUCUCCACAUUUGGUUGUGGUUAUUGUACAUUCCUGGAUGUUGACGUCAUAUCCCUUUCACACUGCUCAGUUUCAAAGUGCAGCUAUUGUUUAGUGUUGAAACAUACUUAUGCAAUCACAAUGCAAUACGGAGGUCGUGCUUUUUAUGGACAUUACUGUAUACGGGGCAUUUAGAAACACCCUGUUUAACACAUCUUAGUGACAAGACACUACUACGAGUGCUGCCACUAGCCUGAGAAAUGAAGUAACGACUCGGAUACCUCGAAUAUCAGGGUGUUCAUCUGCAAUUCAAACCUAUGCAAUACAACAGCUGUCUGUAAAGACGACCUUAUUACUCCACAUGCCAGGGUUUAUUCUAAUGUUUCAACCAUUAUCAGGAUCACUGGGAGAUUGACAUGUAUAUGAACUAGACUUAUAAAUACUAGCAUAUCUCUGUCUGUUAACAUAUCUGUGCAUAUUUUGUACUGAUCUAAGUAUCCAGGGCCGUAGCCUCCGGGGGAGCAGGGGGGCAGCUGGGAUUUAGAAUUUUCCACACUGGUAGGGGGACACGCCCUAGGUGGUUUCCAAGUUUAUGCACCCGGUUUUAAUAUCAUUUAGCGAUUUUACGACAAUCGUUUACUAUCCAAUCAAGGUGACAGCCGAGCGUGGAUUCUAUGUAAAAGGAAGCGACAUGUAAAUUCACGUGCAAUUGCUAUAAACAGGAUCGGUUUAUUUCUUUUGUAAAUAUAUAUGUAACAUCUGGUGCAAAAGCUAUUUGUGAUCCUUGUAGGGGGUUCAGUGAAGUCACUGAU
This is a messenger RNA of Lingula anatina, 1822 nucleotides long. RefSeq lists its product as uncharacterized. The record is from RefSeq and is a predicted model, not a curated record. Lineage: Eukaryota; Metazoa; Brachiopoda; Lingulata; Lingulida; Lingulidae.